Messenger RNA from Delphinapterus leucas (beluga whale), 2598 nucleotides. RefSeq names its product syntaxin 8 (gene STX8). Lineage: Eukaryota; Metazoa; Chordata; Mammalia; Artiodactyla; Monodontidae. Gene Ontology annotation, molecular function: SNARE binding; SNAP receptor activity. Gene Ontology annotation, cellular component: endomembrane system; SNARE complex. Gene Ontology annotation, biological process: vesicle fusion; intracellular protein transport. The record is from RefSeq and is a predicted model, not a curated record.
UCAGCUGUUGCGAGCAGGAAGUGUCCGAGGAGUGGGUGGAGACUGCACCAUGGCCCCGGACCCCUGGUUCUCCACCUACGAUUCUACCUGCCAAAUUGCACAAGAGAUCGCUGAGAAAAUUCAACAACGAAAUCAGUAUGAAAGAAAUGGUGAAAAUACAACCAAGCUUACCGUGACAAUCAGAGCUUUGUUGCAGAAACUGAAGGAAAAGAUCGCCCUUUUGAAGGACUUAUUGCUAAGAGCUGUGUCAACACACCAGAUAACACAGCUCGAAGGAGACCGAAGACAAAACCUUUUGGAUGAUCUUGUAACUCGAGAGAGACUACUUCUGACAUCCUUUAAGAACGAGGGUGCAGAACCAGAUCUCAUCAGGUCCAGCCUGAUGACUGGAGGGGCCAAGCGAGGAGUACCCAACCCGUGGCUCUUCGAGGAGCCGGAGGAGACCAGAGGCUUGGGUUUUGAUGAAAUCCGGGAACAGCAGCAGAAAAUUAUCCAAGAACAGGACGCAGGCCUUGAUGCCCUUUCCUCCAUCAUAAGUCUCCAGAAACAAAUGGGGCAGGAAAUUGGGAAUGAACUGAAUGAACAAAAUGAGAUAAUUGAUGACCUUGCCAACCUGGUGGAGAAUACCGAUGAGAAACUUCGCACCGAAACCAGGCGUGUGAAUCUGGUGGACAGGAAGUCCACGUCUUGUGGUCUUGUGGACCCCGUCGUACCUUUCCUGUGGCACCAUUUGUAGAACUCACGGUUUCCAUGGUAGAUAAUCAUCGGCUGAAAGAGGAAUCACCAUAUUGACGAUGGUUCCGAUAGGGCCUCCACACUCUGCCCACGCUGCGCUGUGAACCGUCUCCGAAGUGCGGGAGCUUUUCCCCAUCCCCCUGGGGUCUCUGCGGGGUUUGUAAUUGGGAUUGACCAUCUUUUGAAGUUUCCCUUGGACUCAACGCAUUUUCCUAGCUCCGCUCUCCCCAUUGCUUUACCUCCUUCUGUGUCCUUCUCGUUGGUGCCUGAUGUUCCUUCCAGAUACUCAAUGCAUUUAUUCGUUUAUAGCAAAAAGAAUGUCUCGUGCCUCUUUCGUGUGCCAGGCCCUGCCCCAGGCACAGGGGACGUGGUGGUGAACACAGCCCCUGCCAUAGACGCUCACGUGCCAGUAGCGGAUGUAGACAGUAACUGACUGAGGACCCAAAUCGUGGUUGAAGAAGGGUCACUGCAGAGACAGAAGGAACACGGUCCAUUGCAGGUCACGAAGGAGUUCCUGGAGGAUGGGAAACUGAUGCUGAGUUUUGGAGAAUGAACAGGGGUUAGACUGAGAGGGACAGGAAAGCACGGGUCCAGGCCGGGAGGCAGGAGGGUGCAGGGCACGUUGGAAGAACCGAAGUCAGGAUGGCCCGAGCACAGGACACCGUGUGGCUUCACGGGUCGCAGGGGGCAGAUGACGCAGGGCCUUCAAAUGCCAUGAGGAGUGGGGAUUCUAAGCCGUUGGACCGUUUUGAGCCAGGAAGCAACCUGAUCUGAUUUCCAUUCCAGCUCAAUUGUGGGGAAAGGACUGGGUAAAGGGAGCGGCUGGUCAGUCCUUGCAGUGACCCAAGCAGGAGAUGGUGGUGACUAUGAUGCCUGAGGCUGCUUCCAUCGGACCGCAGGCUCCAUGCGCAGAAACUCAAACCCGAUGUAUGGUUUCUCCUUCCCAGCCAUUUACCGCUCUUGAUUUCUUUGUCCUGCUUUUCUCAUAAUCGCCCUGAUUUGAAAAUUCAGGGCCACUCAUAUGGGCCUCCCCUUGGGCCAUCGCAGCCUUGGUCCAGAACCCGGGCCGCACAGGCAGCCUCUCAGCCCCACGCACCCUCCCAGCCCCAAUCCUGGCUGAGCGUCGGCGGCAGGACUUCUUCCUGAGCCACCACUCAGCCCGUCUUCUCCCCUUUCCUCAGAAACGCAGUCUUCCCCCUUGGCUUUAGGAUAAGCCUGGGCUCCGGAGGGCCAGCAGUGGCCCCUGACGCUUCACCUCGGUCUGUCUGCUUCCCUCGUUUUCACUGUUUUUUAAGGAAAAAGAUUGCACAAUAUGAACCUUUCCCCCAGCCAAGAAGCAGUGGGAUUCCUGCCCAGGUGGAGCCUUCGGUCAGCCUGGAGAUGUUUCUGGAGGCAGAAAUGAAUGAAAAGAUGUGUUCUUCCACUCUGGCAAGAAGGUGGACUGAGAGAAUGUUCACUCAACAGCCACACACACCCCCACCGCCUUACUACAAGCAUCUUGAAAUGCUAGAUGAAAUAUUACAACACCCCCUAGAGUGUUAACGGAUGGCUGAAUUUACAAGGAAGAAAGGAAAUCCCAGAUGAAAGAAAUGGAGGGAGAGCCAGAGACCAGCACCUAAGUGAGACCAUCCGUGGCCACAAUGACGUAGAACAGGGUCGGCAGAUUCUGUGAAAGGCCAGCCAGUAAGUGCGUUAGGCUUUGCAGACCCCAGACAGCGUGACACAUCUCCUUUUUCUUUUUUGACAACCCGGUAAAAAUACAAAAACCACUCUUAGCUCAUGGGUUAUAUAAAGCAGACCACAAGGGACUUUCCUGGUGCCGCAGUGGUUAAGAAUCCGCCUGCCAAUGCAGGGGACGUGGGU